UUGUGCACAGAUGCCUGUAGUAGUGUCCCCUGUGAUCUGGGUAAAGUCACAUCUACCACCACUGAGAUUCUUGCCAGUAAAGCACCAGAAAACCAUACACUAAUAACCGUGACUGAUUUGGGCCACCAGAAUCCGCCGCUUUUCCAACUGAACAGUGACAACAUGACUUCAGUUGCGGGGCUGACUCCUGAACCCAGUCCUGCUGUUUCCAUCAGUCCCACCAGUGUGAAUCUCGUAGGGAAAAACGACAACUCAGCUGCUUCUCAUUCUGAAGGAAAGGAUGAGACGCAAAGCAGCCAGCAGACUUCUGGUGAAAAUCAAAGCGGCAUUAAUACCCCCAACUUAAGUCCAACGACUUUAUGUACCUUCUCCAUCACUCCGGGAAUAAAUGGAACUUGUGAAAAUGCCAGUUCCAUAAAUGUCCCAACAGAGCCUCCUCCAGUGUCUGGCCUUCGUGUUGCCUUCGAGGGUGUGACCGCAGUUGAACUUGCCUGGAAGAAUAAUAAUGGCACUACCACCUACCGGAUACUCCUGGAAGCCGUGGGAAGCCAUGAGGAGUUGAAUCAAACCUUAACAGUCAGCAUUCCAGACCUGAAGCCAGGGGUUAAACACACCCUGCACGUUUCGGAAUCAAACAACAAACAGAGAGACCUUCAGGUUGGAGGACAUGGCUCAGAUGCCACCGGCACAGAGAGCUCGGCCCAGACCCCGAGGAGCCCAGCUGCCCCCGUGUACAAAUGCCAACUCGAACCUGAAGACCCACCCUCUGCCUUUCCUCCGACCUACACGGAAGUCCUGCUUCUUGGGUUAAAGUCCAACACGCGCUACAAGGCCACUGUUUAUCCUCGAGCAGCUACCGGCCAGGAAGGACUUCCCUGCGCCCAAGAGUUCAGGACACACUCCAGUCAGGUUUUUGACAUGAAUGCUACAAAUAUCACUGCCACGAGCAUGAUCCUGACCUGGAAAAUCAAUGAUAGUGACUCGUCCUCUGUCUACACCUACGAGAUACGCAUUGCUGGGGAGCCCGCUUAUCUCAAUUGCACCAACGAGACUCGGGCCGUCAUCACCCGACUCAACUCGAGCACCUUAUACAACAUCACGGUGCUCCCGUUCCUGCAGGACGGCUCUGCGGGCAUGCCGGGCUUCCUCCAGGUGUACACCUGUCCUGGUCGAGUUUCUGACUUCCGAGUGACGAGUGUCACCACAAGGACUGUUAGCUUAGCUUGGAGCAGCAAUGACUCUGUCUCCUUUAAGAUACUCACCACAGAGGUCGGAGCUGGAAAAUCUCAGGAGGAGAAAACCAAUGAAACUAGUAUCGUCAUUCGUGGCUUAUACCCUGGGACCCAGUACUGUUUUGAAAUAUUUCCACAAGGGCCAAAUGGGACUGAAGGGGAUCCCCAGACAGUUUGCAAUACAACUGACUCCGCUGCAGUGUUUGACAUCCGCGUGGUCAAUGUCACCACAACUGAAAUGGGGUUAGAGUGGCAGAGUAUAGACAAUGCCUCUGGCUACAUCUACCAUCUACAGCUGGAGUCUAAGCACGGCUCUAACCAGACGAACAGCUCCUACAAAGCCAUCACUCUUACGGGCCUGAUCCCGGGCACCUUGUAUAACAUCACCAUUGUUCCAGAAGUGAACGGUGUCCGGGGGAUUUCCAACUUCACUGCGCAGUACACACGGCCCAGCCAUGUGUCUGACAUUGAAAUAAGUACCAACACCACAUCGGCAACAUUCAGUUGGCAGAACUCUGAUGAGGCCUCUCUCACGUACAGCUACCGCCUUCUCAUUGAGAAAGACGGCAUUUCCAGCAACGCGACUGAAAUAGUCACAGGCACUGGCAUCACCAGUGCUAGAGUCACUGAGUUAACACCUGGCUCCCAGUACACGGUCACGAUCUUCGCCCUAGUGGGGGAUGUCAUUGAGUCACUGCCCCCUGGCUGGCGGUCAUUCUGUACAGACCCGGCCCCAGUAGCCUCCUUCCACUGUGAAGUGGUCCCCAAAACGCCAACCUUGGUGCUCACGUGGGCCUGCCCUCCCGGCACCAACGCAGGCUUUCAGCUGGAGGUCAGCAGCGGAGACUGGAAAAACACGACACUCCUGGAGGGCUGCUCCUCGGAGGACGGCACCGAGUACAGGACGGAAGUCACAUAUUUGAGUUUUUCUACCUUGUAUAACAUCAGCAUCACUGCCUUGUCCUGCAACAAGAUGGCACCUCCCUUCCAAAACACCUGCCUCACGGGCAUCACAGACCCCCCUCCUCCAGAUGAGUCUCCCAACAUUACGUCUGUCAGUCACAAUUCGGUGAAGAUCAAGUUCAGUGGGUUUGAAGCCAGCCACGGGCCCAUCCAAGCCUAUGCUGUCAUCCUCACCACGGGGGAAGCUAACCCGUCUACUGAGGAUUUGAGCCAUACUUACGGAGAUUUCAAAAGGGGGUCCUCGGCGACUUACGUGACGUAUCUCAUAACAACAGACCAACAGACGCGUUCUCAGGGCCUGUCGGAAGUCCGGAAAUACGAAAUCGACGUGGGGAACGAGUCCAACACUCACGGCUACUACAACGGGAAGCUGGAGCCCCUGGGCUCCUAUCGGGCUUGUGUGGCCGGCUUCACCAAUAUCACCUUCAGCCCCGAGAGUGGACUCAUAGACGGGAACGGGAGCUACGUGUCCUUUAGCCGCUACUCGGAGGCCGUGUCCUUGCCCCAGGACCCAGGUGUCAUCUGUGGAGCCGUGUUCGGAUGUAUCUUUGGUGCCGUGGUGAUUGUGGCUGUUGGAGGGUUCAUCUUCUGGAGGAAGAAAAGGAAAGAUGCAAAGAACAAUGAAGUGUCCUUUUCUCAAAUUAAACCUAAAAAAUCCAAGCUAGUCAGAGUGGAGAAUUUUGAGACCUACUUUAAGAAACAGCAAGCUGACUCCAACUGUGGGUUUGCAGAAGAAUAUGAAGAUCUGAAGCUUGUUGGAAUUAGUCAACCUAAAUAUGCAGCUGAACUGGCUGAGAAUAGAGGGAAGAACCGCUAUAAUAAUGUUCUGCCUUAUGAUAUUUCCCGUGUCAGACUUUCAGUCCAGACCCAUUCAGCCGACGACUACAUCAAUGCCAACUACAUGCCUGGCUACCAUUCCAAGAAAGAUUUCAUUGCCACACAAGGACCUUUACCCAACACUUUGAAAGAUUUUUGGCGUAUGGUUUGGGAGAAAAAUGUAUAUGCCAUUGUCAUGCUGACCAAAUGUGUUGAACAGGGAAGGACCAAGUGUGAGGAGUACUGGCCUUCCAAGCAGGCCAAGGACUAUGGGGACAUAACUGUGGCAAUGACAUCCGAAAUUGUUCUUCCAGAAUGGACCAUCAGAGACUUCAUAGUGAAAAAUAAACAGACAAGUGACAGCCACCCUCUGCGACAAUUCCACUUCACGUCCUGGCCUGACCACGGGGUUCCCGACACCACUGACCUGCUCAUCAACUUCCGGUAUCUUGUCCGUGACUACAUGAAGCAGAGUCCUCCCGGAUCGCCAAUUCUGGUGCAUUGCAGUGCGGGCGUCGGAAGGACGGGCACUUUCAUCGCCAUUGAUCGCCUCAUCUAUCAGAUAGAGAACGAGUACUCCGUGGACGUGUACGGGAUUGUGUACGACCUUCGCAUGCACAGGCCUUUAAUGGUGCAAACAGAGGACCAGUAUGUUUUCCUCAAUCAGUGUGUUUUGGAUAUUAUCCGAUCCCACAGAGACUCAAAAGUGGAUCUCAUCUACCAGAACACAACCGCAAUGACAAUCUACGAAAACAUCGCCCCCGUGGCCACGUUUGGACAAACCAAUGGUUACAUCGCCUGAUUCCAAAGGAAAGUCUCUCUGGAGUUAACGAGGCCACCACACCCACAGCAAAGAAAGGCGCCCCGAUGUCGACAUGCUUUUAGAUGUCUAAUAUCUCAAUUCUUUGAUCUGUUUUGUUAGAACUAACUGAGGGUGUGAAGCUGCCCACGUAACACACGACAGAUGAGAAGUUAGGGCUGUUGGGGGCUGUGGACGGGUGGUGAGCCAGUCAGCUGCAUCCUGGUCCCCGGUGGGAUGAGUUCACUCUUUUCCCUUGAGAAUGAUGGAAAACCAGGAAACGUGAGCUAUGAUUCUUUUUCAAAGCAGAUUUUUUUUUUUUUUAAAAACAAAACUAUUUUAUAUGAUCCACAUGGGAAAGCCAGGAUCGUGCUGGGUUGAAUAUAUUUUAAGUAUCAGAGGUCUAUUUUUACCUACUGAAUCUCGGGAUCUCGCUGAUGGAAGGUGCAGAACUGUGGACCGUGAUCACGCAGGGAGGGGCAGGCGGCGCCUCUCCGGCCUGGGUUUUCUAUUUGAACAUGUGCCUUUUCUGAAUUAUGCUUCCACAGGCAGAACUCAGAAGAUUUCUCUAUUUUUGUAUCGAAUCUCAUAAUUGGACUCUGCAGAAUAUUUAAACGGUAGUUUAGUAUCGGAGGUUCAGCCUUCUCGGUAACAUUCCUAUCCUUGAUUAGAGGAGGCCCCUCCCCCACUAGCCCCUCCCGUUUUAUGCUCUAUUCUUUCUUCCCCUUCUCCCCCCCUCCCACUCCCCCCCCCAGUUCCCCACAGAUGUGUGUGUUCAGCCCACUGGUUGAGUGAGAGUGGAAUUUGGGGUGGGGGUGGGUAGGGAAGCAAAGGAAACCCUACAGUGAUGGACUCUCCUUUUCUAGUCCCUGUUCUGUCCCUUUCCCCCCUCAUUUCGUAUUUGGUAAGAAGGAUUAUUUAAAGGUGCAAUAUGUGACUAGUGAUUCCUGAUGCUCUAGGUUCUUAGCAACGUUUUACUCAGGUUGGCAUUUUAUGUGUGUGUGUGUGUGUGUGUGUGUGUGUGUGUGUGUGUGUAAAUGCGUGGCAAUCUGUGAACACUUCAGUGUGAAAACAGUGUCAAAUUAAUUCCUCCUCCUUCGAAAUCCACUGGCUUUAGUCUGUCUGCGGUGACACAUAUUGAUAUCUACUGUAUAUAUAUAUAGAUACUAAACUCUCAAAAACAGUCAUUCCUUUGAAUUGAGGUGUACAAAGUUUGAAUUUGUAUCAAGAUGUAAUUAUUAUUUUUAAAACCUCUUUUCACUAUACUGCUGCUGUAAUUACUUUGAUUUAAAAAAAAAUGUAGAUUAACUUUUUUUUUCCCUCCUUCAGGUGUGUAUCCACCAAGAAUUUCAGAAUUUAUGUGGAUUAAUUUUAUUGGUACAUAAUCUGUAAACUUCUCAAGGCA
Messenger RNA from Eptesicus fuscus (big brown bat), 5215 nucleotides. RefSeq names its product protein tyrosine phosphatase receptor type J (gene PTPRJ). Lineage: Eukaryota; Metazoa; Chordata; Mammalia; Chiroptera; Vespertilionidae. Bases 163 to 3813 code for a protein of 1216 amino acids. Gene Ontology annotation, molecular function: protein tyrosine phosphatase activity; protein binding. The record is from RefSeq and is a predicted model, not a curated record. The transcript has 24 exons. Gene Ontology annotation, biological process: protein dephosphorylation.